ACAAUCGUCUCUAAUUUAGCGGGCGCCUUUGUCCACAGCGACUGAUGAAAACAAGUGUGUGCAGAAUAUCCCAAUGUUGUUGUUCUUUUUCCUACUGCGCAUUGACCAAACAAUUACCCCAGUGAAAUGAACUCAAAAAGUGCAAUUAAUGAACAUCGAUGGUGGUCACAACACAAAUGGAAUCUCUAAGGUUGAACACAAAAUCUUCCACAAUUUAGAAAGAAGUUCUCCCUCAUAGAAAAUAAUGAAAAUAGCGGUCGUUCCCGAACAAAGUCCUCCUAUGGAAUCUGCCCAAUCACCUCCAAAUUUGAACCGUGUAUACUAGACAAAUGGGCGACGCUUGAUUACAAAGAUAGGGUGUGAAGUUUGAUCAUUUGCGGUGGAACGUGAAACGUCCCGAGAGAGUUAAAAAAAAAUAUUAGCAUUCGGCACCAUUUGUCCAAUUGACACGAAAUCUGGCAUGCAUGUCCAUCAUGACGUGCAGGGAAAUCAAUGAAGAACCUAGCUGUGGAACGCACAAACAUUUUGGUUUAAAGGUGCCAUUUUUUUGUGAACUUUGCCCAUUUCCAUCGGUCAAACCAAAACGAAAUCAUGAGAAAUUUACCAGACCACCACCAAAAGACACAAAAUCUGGCAUGCAUAUUAGUGAUGCACAGAAAUGAAAAGGAGGAUUUUACAUGCUCUUGUCUUAGUUCUGGCAGUGUGCAAGUCCUCAAGGGGUGGGUAGGGGGGUACCAACAAUCUUUUCAGCAGUUUUGUUUAUCCGUUGCAGUCGGAGUUUGUCCUUUUUUGUAGCAGCACCAAACCAGACUGUGAUGGAAGAACAUUGGACUGAUUCGAUGACUGCUGUGUAGAACUGCCUCAGCAGCUCCUGUGGUCCUGAGAGACUGUAAUUCCCAGGAACUGGACGGUUGAGACAGGGCAGUUGGAGAGCGUGAGGGGCAGCUGUGCCGAAGGAUGCCUCCUGAAGUCCACGAUCAUCUCUCCGGGCUUGAGCCUGUUCAGCUCCAGGUUGUGUCGGCCGCAACACAGCUCCAGCCGCUCCACUUCCUGUCGAUAAGCAGACUCGUCACCGUUUUUGAUGAGGCCGAUGACUGUGGUGUCAUCUGCAAACUUCAGGAGUUUGACAGCCGGGUGCGUUGAGGUGCAGUCGUUCGUGUCGAGAGAGAAGAGCAGCGGAGAGAGGUUACAUCCUUGGGGUGCCUUGGUGCUAAUGGUGCGUGUGGAUGAGGUGGUGUCCCGCCGCCUCACCUGCUGUGUCCUGUCCGUCAGGAAGCUUUAAAUCCAUUGGUAGAUGGCUGGCGAGACACUGAGCUGGAGAAGCUUGGAGGAGAGGAGUUUGGGGAUGAUGGUCUUGAACGCAGAGCUGAAGUCCAGAAACAGGAUCCUCGCAGACUUGGAGGGCCGUAAGCUCUGCAAGAAAGUCAAAGUGGACCCCAGCUCCAAAAGCAGCACUGUUGAGCUGCUGCAUUACAAAGAUGGAAGCUUCCACACAGAGUACAACAGACCUGCCACCUUCAAGUCCAUGGUGGCAUUCCUGAAGGAUCCGUCGGGGCCUCCACUGUGGGAGGAAAACCCGCAAGCCAAAGACGUUGUCCACGUAGAAACAGAAAAAGACUUUAGAAAGCUGCUGAAGAAAGAAGAGAGGCCCCUCCUCAUGAUGUUCUACGCGCCUUGGUGUGGUGUGUGUAAGAGGAUGCAGCCCAUCUUUCAACAAGCUGCCACAGAGACUAAGGGACGAUACGUUCUGGCCGGCAUGAACGUGCACCCAUCCGAAUUUGAUGGCCUCAAGCAGGAAUUCAGCGUCAAAGGCUACCCGACCUUCUGCUACUUCGAGAAGGGCAAGUUCCUCUACCACUAUGAGAACUACGGCGCCGCGGCCAAGGACAUCGCAGAAUGGAUGAAGAACCCUCAGCCAGUGCAGCCAAAGACUCCCGAGGUGUCCUGGUCUGAGACAGAUUCAUCCGUCUUCCACCUGACGGACGAAUCCUUCGAUGUCUUUAUGGAGGAACAUCCUGCUGUCAUGGUCAUGUUCUACGCACCCUGGUGUGGCCACUGCAAAAAGAUUAAACCAGACUAUGAAGAAGCUUCCCAAAUACUCAACAAAGAUCCAAAGAGUCCGGGCGUGUUGGCAGCAGUGGACGCCACCAUACACAAGGCUGUGGGGGAUCGCUUCAAAAUUUCCGGCUUUCCCACCCUGAAGUACUUUGAGAAAGGACAGGAGAUGUACACACUGCCGCAUGUACGCACAAAAGACAAGAUCAUCGACUUUAUGCACAAUCCACAGGCUCCACCGCCACCAGAGCAGUCCUGGGAGGACAAGCCCUCCAGCGUCCUCCACCUUGGCUUAGAGGACUUCCGAGAGGCCCUGAAGAAGAAGAAACACUGUCUGGUCAUGUUCUACGCUCCAUGGUGUCCGCACUGUAAAAACGCCGUCCCUUACUUCAUGACUGCGGCGGAAGUCUUCAAAGAGGACCGCAAGAUCGCUUAUGCGGCGGUGGACUGCACCAAAGGACAAAACCACGAUCUGUGCAAGCAGGAGGGUGUGGAGGGAUACCCCACCUUCAACCACUACAACUACGCCAAAUUUGUGGACAAGUACCACGGAGAUCGCGGGGAAGCAGGCUUCAUCGGCUUCAUGCGCAGCCUGCGAGGCCGUGAUCAGGAGAAAGUCAUCAUGAGGAAGGAGGAGCUCUGAUGAAGAUGAACCCCCCAAUCCACCUUGAACCCUCUUCAAGGGCCCCAUCAGCACUGACACUGGGGACAAAAAUGACCUCAAAUAUUUUUUAUACCACAUUGAUUACGUUUUUUUUUACAUUUUUUUUAUUUUUGGGGCGGACAUAGUACACUAAACUGGCUCGGACGGACACUGUGACUGAUUUUGUGACAAGCUACGUGCUAAUCUAUGCAAUCCCCAUGAUGGCGCUCAGGGGGUCCCAGCAGACUUCCUGUAAAGAACCGUCCACCAUCUUGUUUUUGGCUGCUCCGUCAACAUGUGACGCCACAGUUAGCGUAGCGACGUGUCGUGACGUCAAUCCAGGCCAAAGGGUUACUUUUUGUCUUCAAAUGGUGGCCUUAAAAUAUUAAGUUAAAGCAGAGGCCUGGUGUCUUUUGCUUGUUUUUCUUCCGCCCUUCAGUUUGACAACAACGCCAUAUGUGGGUAUCAUCCAACAUUUUGUCAAUAUUUUUUUCUGCUCCCAUUUCCAAAUGUGACAAUGAAAAUGAAAAUCCAAUUUUUGUAACUUUUUUUUUUUUUUUCUUCUUUCUCCUUUGACCCCGGAUUGCAAAGACUUUUGCCGAUGGACACAAAAUGUGACUGUGACAACAAAGAAACAAAAUUGCAUCAGCCACCAUAUUUCGUCCACCCAUUUCCAAAUAUCACAAUGAAAAACUUGUAUUUCCAAUAUUGGCAAUUCUUUUAAUCAAGUCAAAUUGCAAAGAAAAUCGAUUGUAGUUCUAGAACACACUACAUACCAAAAAAAAAAAAAAAAUCGUGAGAUACGAGGUGUGACUGUAAAGAAACGAGACAGUUUCAUCUUCUGUAUUUAGAUAUUUCAUCCAACCAUUUCCAAAUAUGACAAAAAAAUAUGUAUUUCCAAUUCUGCGCCUAUUUAUAAAGAAACGAUAGUCUUAGUCUUUAGUCUUUCUAGAUACAAAAAAAACCCCACAAAAUUCAAGAUAUGAGGUAUGACAAAGAUACAAGACUAUGACCAAUAUUUUUUAUCUGCCGAUUUCAAAAUAUAACAAUUUCUUUUGAGUGUGCAAUGAAAUUUAAUAAAGAAAAUCUGUGAUUUUUUUUUUUGCACGCAAAAAAAACCUCACAAAAUUUCAUGAUGGUAGGUGUGACGAAGAAACGAGACUGUGGCCAAUAUUUUUCGUCUACCAAAAUGAAAAUGUCAAAUUUUUUAAAGUAAAAUUAGAAUUAAUAAACAUGUUUUUUAUUUUCUAGAUGCAAACAAGCAAAAACAAAAAAAAUAAACAUUUCGAGAUGCAAAAUGCGAUAAUAAAGAAACAAGACUUGCCCAAUUUUUUUGUCUGCCUAUUUCAAAAUAUGCCAGUGAAAAUUAACAUUAAAAAAAAAGUUUUUAAAUUUUGGAGACACAAGGUGCGAUGAUGAAGAAACAAGACAUUAUUCCUUUUUCGGUAUUUCAUACAAUUUUCAAAUGUUCCAAGCUGUAGCAAAACCUUUCGUGUUAAGAAUUUGGUUUCCAGUGUGGUAAAUUUAAAGUUCUCAGGGAUCGCAAGACACAUUUAAAGGGAGCUAGUUUGUUGACUUUUUUGUUCACCAAAUAAAACAAAAAAAAAGAGAGAGAGAGAAAACAAGACAUAAUCACACCUUGGCGUAUCGUGGUGUCGUUACUGGAGCAUUCCGAGCGGGAGCGUCUGGUGAAAUCAUUCCAGUUCGUUGGGAGAAUAGGAAGAGUCUCAGUCUUAUCCCAAAGUCUGUGUGUGUUUGUGUUUGCGUGUUACACUUAAAGCCAAGAAGUCAUUGUUGCCUUUGUUCAAUCAGCUGUACACUAUCACCCUCUACUGUGCAAAUAAUAAUGAAUAAAAUCAUACUUUUUCCUAAA
This is a messenger RNA of Phyllopteryx taeniolatus (common seadragon), 4571 nucleotides long. It is a transcript of the gene pdia5, whose product is annotated as protein disulfide isomerase family A, member 5. Gene Ontology annotation, biological process: protein folding. Lineage: Eukaryota; Metazoa; Chordata; Actinopteri; Syngnathiformes; Syngnathidae. Gene Ontology annotation, cellular component: endoplasmic reticulum. The record is from RefSeq and is a predicted model, not a curated record. Bases 1295 to 2698 code for a protein of 467 amino acids. Gene Ontology annotation, molecular function: protein disulfide isomerase activity. The transcript has 16 exons.